AUGGAGAAUAAUAUCUCAGUCAUUAUUUAUGCAUAUGAAAGCUCCCUCCUAUCUCGCCCCACCAACGGGUAUGCUUCUGCUUCGGCACCAGCCGACUCGAACGGCAUUAUCCCGUCCGGACGGCACGCCGACCCCGAAGCCCGCGAUGCCGGAAACGCCCCGUUGCGCCGCAAUCAACGCCCGUCCGGGCAAGGCACUGGCCUGCCAGGGACCCGGUGGGGCUGGUCGGCCGAUCUCCACUUGAUUCGUUGCAGGCCAGUGGGCCUGCGUUGGCAGACGGUGAAACUGCCGAGGCAGGCCGUCAGGCUGCGCGAUGAUGAUAAUGGAGCUGAAGUUAGGAGGAAACUGGCGAGCGAUGAGAGAUAG
Penicillium canariense is the source of this 366-nucleotide messenger RNA. RefSeq lists its product as uncharacterized. Lineage: Eukaryota; Fungi; Ascomycota; Eurotiomycetes; Eurotiales; Aspergillaceae. The record is from RefSeq and is a predicted model, not a curated record. The transcript has a single exon. The coding region runs from base 1 to 366 and encodes 121 amino acids.